UCUCGCCACUGCCGCUUCCCCUCCCCCUCUCCCCCCCGCGGGGGCUCCGUGCCCGGCGGGACCAUGUUCACCAGCACCGGCUCCAGUGGGUUUUAUAAGGCACCUCUGUCUAAGAGUCUUCUACUGGUUCCCAGUGCCCUGUCCCUUUUACUGGCCCUUCUCCUGCCACACUGUCAGAAGUUCUUCCUGUAUGACCUCCAGGCUGUUAAAAACGACUUCCAGAUUUGGAGGUUGAUAUGUGGAAGAAUAAUCUGCCUUGAUUUGAAAGACACUUUCUGCAGUAGCCUGCUUAUUUAUAAUUUCAGGAUAUUUGAAAGAAGAUAUGGCAGCAGGAAAUUUGCAUCCUUUUUGCUGGGUUCCUGGGUUUUGUCAGCCUUGUUUGACUUCCUCCUCGUGGAAGCUAUGCAGUACUCCCUUGGAAUCACUGCAGCCACUAAUUUGCCUUCUGGAUUGCUGGCACCUGUGUUUGCUCUCUUUGUCCCAUUUUACUGCUCCAUACCAAGAGUCCAAGUUGCACAGAUAAUGGGCCAGUUUUCCAUCACAAACAAGACAUUGAUUUAUAUAUUGGGACUACAGCUUUUCACCUCUGGUUCCUACAUCUGGAUUAUAGCCAUAAGUGGACUUAUUUCUGGUAUGUGCUAUACCAGCAGCGUGUUAAAGAUCCAUCAGGUGCUCUGUGUCCCCAGCUGGCUGGCAAAGUUAUUUUCCCGGACCCUUGAGCCCAUCUUUGCCACUGCGGAGCCCACCAGCGAAGCCAGAAUUGGCAUGGGAGCAACAGUAGACCUCCAGAGACAACAAAGAGUGGAGCAGCUUGAUCGGCAGCUGAUGCUCUCUCAGUUUGCCCAGGUGCGACGACAGAGGCAGCCGCAGGGAGGAAUGAUCAAUUGGAACCGCCUUUUCCCUCCUCUUCGCCAACGACGAAAUUAUCAGGAUGGUCGGGGAUCUGAGCAGCAAGCAUCCCCUCCUCUCGAAGUUUCAGAGGAACAGGUGGCCCGGCUCAUGGAGAUGGGAUUUUCCAGAGGGGAUGCUCUGGAAGCCCUGCGAGCAUCAAACAACGACCUGAACAUGGCGACCAACUUCCUGCUGCAGCACUGAGGGUCCAGGCCCCCAAACAGGGACGAGCUGGGCGUGACCCUGCUUCUGAGGUGGCCGGAGGACCCCGUGCCAGGGUGGUGAUGCUCCCCACCCCCUCUAACUCCAAGAUUGUUAUAGCCAGACUACCACAAAUCAGCUUGCCAUUAAAUUAGCACGUAUUUUCUAUCUUUAUUUUUCUACUGGGUAUUUUCCUGAGCUGGGAGAAUCAUCCCUCUUCCCUCCUGUGUUGUUGAAAAUGCAUUGAAGUGGCCAGAUUCUGCAGCAGCUUAAAGGGCACUCCAGAUGGGAAGGGCCCGCUGUUGUGACCUCAUUCUUUUGACUGCAGUGCGCCAUCCCCGCCUAGGGUUUGAUUGGCAUGUAGUGCUCCAAUGAGGGGAAGGGAGGUGGUUAUUUCAGAAAGGGGAGUGUACUCGGUCUGGGCUUUCCCAAUCGCUUUUGUUUUCUUUGAAAAUGUGUUUGCAACCCCGCUGUCAGCCCAGUGUGCCCUCCCCUGUGAGCUGGGCAGCAGACCUCAGUGAGGGGGAGAAGCAAGACACGGGAUUCUGUUCCUCUGUGUCCCCGCUCCUCCUCACUGCCAGUAGAAAAACAACAGUCUCCAAGCACCCACUUGAGCUUCUGGAAGACUCCGUGAAACUUAACUGGGAUUAAUUUUGCUCAGAAUACCCAGAGCUAGCCUUCUCGGCUAACAAGGUUAAAAGCGGGGUGAAGAGCAGGCCAAGACAAGAGUGAGUCCUGAACACUGUGCGGUCCUGACCAGAGAGCUCUCAGGUUGGCCCAGGGUGACUGGACCCCUGUACACAGGAAGAGGAAGCCCCUUACUUGGUGUUUUCGCCUGGCUCCCAUCCCAGCGGCUACAGGCGGACCUGCCUGUCCCUCUGGAAGCUGGCUCUGCCAGGUUCCCUGGGGCCUGGGCAGCGUGGCCGUGCGGGAGGGGAAGAGGAAGAGGCAGGAGAUAGGCUGAAAUGAGCAUGAAGAUUUACAGCACGUUGAUUUUGAUGACUUAAGAAACUUGUGCCACUGUUAGGUUCUACAGAAUGAGCAGAAAUGUGUCAAAUUGAUGCAAAUUUAGAUGUGUGCUGCAAUAAAGUUUUUAACGUGUUUUA
This is a messenger RNA of Echinops telfairi (small Madagascar hedgehog), 2198 nucleotides long. It is a transcript of the gene UBAC2, whose product is annotated as UBA domain containing 2. Bases 64 to 1095 code for a protein of 343 amino acids. Gene Ontology annotation, molecular function: protein binding; serine-type endopeptidase activity. The transcript is spliced from 9 exons. Lineage: Eukaryota; Metazoa; Chordata; Mammalia; Afrosoricida; Tenrecidae. The record is from RefSeq and is a predicted model, not a curated record.